AUUAAGUAAGGCUGACACAAUAACGACGACCAUUAAGUAAUGCAACAUCGAUGGAGGUGUGAGUUUAGAGAUGCGAAGAAGGUAGGGGUGAGGAGUUACGUUCAUAGAUCAUUAGUGACGGCGGCCACGAUCACUGGCCGGGCUGGGAGUAGGGAUGGCAAAAAUAUUCGUAACCGUGGAUAUCCACCCGAAUCCGACCUAAUCGGGUAGGGUAAAACCAGAACCCGAAUAUUGCGGGUAAUGGGUGGGCAUGGUUAUCUCACUAUCCAACCCGAACCCGCCCGAUUAUACACAUGCAUAUGUAUUUUGUCUAGAAAUAAUCAUUAUGUUUCUUUAGAAUAUUUUAUAUUUAGCAUAUAAAUAUAAUAUUUUCAUGAAAUUAUAUUGUUUAAUUAAUUUUCGUCAUUCUAGUGAAUUAUUGUCGUACUUUUCCUCUUACGUAAUGUGAGUAUACGUGUGAAUGUUAACAUAUUGGUUGGAAUUAUAAGGAGAAAUUAUUACCCAUGGAUAACCGUGGAUACCCGAAACCCGAACGGGUAUGAGCAUGGUUUUGAUUUUCUACCCGUUUCUCGUGUGGGUACGGGUAUGGGUAAAACCCGAACUACAUUGGGUAGGGUAACGGAUAUGCACUAUCGGCCCCCGACCCGACCCAUUGCCAUCCCUAGCUGGGAGACCCACUUUCGUUGCCAGCAUCGUUGUUGUGCAGGACGAGUGGGAGCCCCACCUCCGGCGGUGUGGCCGGCAGCUUCGCCAUUUUGCACACCGCUAGCAGUAAAAUAUUUGUAUGAACGCGGAAACGAAAAACAAUGAACAAGACACAGUGUUUACGUAGUUCUUCUCAUUCGAUGUGAAUGAGUUUACUUCACGGAGAAGUUUUGCUAUCUCAGCUUAUUAUUCUCAUACGUAACCAUAUACAAGUACAUGUAUAUAAACCGAAAAACCCUAAUCACUAGCUAGCAGCUAGGGUUCGGCCAUCGCAUGGGAAAAAGACCCAUUUGUCCCUUAAGGAACGUAUGGAAUUUUAUUUUACAGGAAUCCUAUAAGUAGGACCAGGAUCCGCACUUUGGUCGCCGGUAUCGCUGCCUGCAGGGUAGUACUCGCUACGUACGGUGAUUAGCAUGCAUGAGAUCAGGAGCAUUAAUUUGGCUGCAUUCUUUCUGGGGUUGUAGUGGUUAGAUAAAUAAAAAAAAUCCCCAAACAACAAGAAAGAAAGUGCUGCUCUAGCUCUACUAAUUAACAGCGAGACCCUAAGACGCGACCAAUAUAUAAAGGGCAGCAGGGGAAGAGAUUGAGAUCGAGACCCAAGGAAGGCUGCCUGGUGCCUGCGGCCUGCCUCUAUAGUAUAGGAUAUAUCCUUCCGUCCUUCCUUGUUGUGCUGGCGUACGAAACGAUGGGCCGAGGUCGCAAGAAGAAGCGGGCGUACUAAACUUGCGAGUGAGCGAAACCCUAAGACGACCAUAUAUAAUUGGGAAGAGCUUCGGAAAUAGGGUUAUCGAGAUCGAGAUCCAGAUCCAGAUUCAAGGCUUUCCUAUACUUUGUUGUGCCGACGAUGGGCCGAGGUCGCAAGAACAAGAAGGCGGACAGGAAGAAGUUGCCGGCGGUCGCGCUGGGGGAUGAUGAUGAUCAGGAUUGUUUCCCCGAAAAAAAAAUUGAUGAUCAGAAUUGGAGAGGUAAGAACUUUUACCUGAGGUGUUUGCGUACUACUCGGAUUUGGGGAAUUGAGGCUUUCAAGCUUAUCGAUGGAAACCAGUUGGGCGGAAAAGUGGCCGAUAGGUUUGGUGAGUUUGAAUAUCUAUUGCCAACUGUUGUCUGUGAUUGGGAUUACUUCAAACAAAAGCUCCCACUAGAAAUGGGGGUCUUCACGUUUGAUGGUAAAGCAUACAUGGUCGGCGGAGAAACUACUGGGGACUUACGUCCGGAAUUCCUUUCUCGAAAUAUGCAUCCUUGGGAGAAAUGGGUUGAACCAAGUGACAAAGUCUAUGAAUUUCUUAAUCCUCCGGAUUUUACCCUCCACGAGCUCCCAGCUUAUCUUCGUUUGCCCAGCCCUAUGCGGUCUCCGAUAGUUGCAAAGAUUGAUGGCAGCGUAUAUGUCCUCUAUGGAGAUCAUUGCUAUAAUAAGGCUGCAAUGCCGAGUGACUCCACCCACUGCUUUGUGGUUUUGGAAAAGGAUGAUGGCAGACCUAUCGAUCAGUGCCGUUGGAGGCCACUUCCCACUCCUCCCUUCUACCAGAAAGGCACCCCUGACUAUUCUAGAUGCAGUGGUUGCUACAAGUUCAAGCUGGGUGUCAUUGGCCACAAGCUUUAUGUAUCUGCAGGCACUCGUGGAUAUGCCUUUGAUGCUCUUACUGGAGAGUGGGAAUUGAUGGAAUUUGGGUAUCCACUAGGCUCUGAAUCCUUGUCGUCAAUGUUGAAACUCAAUGUGGGUUGUGGCCAAAAGGAUUGUUUUGUCGUCGUGGGUGCUGAGUGCUUCCCAGGCAUUGGUGCCUUUGUUGCAUUGGUUGAUUGCAAGACAGGCUAUCAAUUGCACAAGCAGCUACUUCCUGAAGCAUACGAUGUGCGUCUUCCGGUCUCUGCUUUCCAAGUGAUUGAACUACAAGAGGAGGAGCAUGAUGAUGACCGCCAAUUGAGUAGCACAUUCUGUUUUGUUUACACCACAGGAAAUCAUCUUGUAGGGCUUACAGUUUUGAGAUUCUCUUUGCCAGCAGCAUCAGCAUCAUCUCUACCUCUUACAGUGGCGACCAAGGCAUCUAAGAAGGCAUCUAAACAGAAGGUUGCAACAUCAUCAAUGAAUGGGAAAACUGCUGAUGGUGGUAUUCACUUGAAUGUUGAAGUUCUGGAAAAGUGCCUCUAUAUAGAUUCAGAUCCUAGUUUCUACCCUGCCGAUUUUCAUGCCUUCUUCCUCUAGCUAGGUAACUCUUUUUGCCCGUCAAACUCCCCCAGCUUUCUUCUGAUUGAUUGUUGUAUUUGAUUUAUUGUCGUUUCUUUGUUUAAUUUGGAUGAAUCUUCUAUAUGUUCCUAUCAAGCGCAGUUUGCUUUUACAAGUGGUAUUGUUUUAAUGAGAUCGAGUUGAACUCGGAAGUUUCAGUCCGAUUUUAUAUCCGACUUACUAAGCACUCAAAGACAAAUAUUUGUUUUUGCAUAGAGGACACAAUAUGUAUGGGAUUCCUUGUGAUGGAUGAGCAGUUUGUCAUGGAUAAUGGAUUGAAUGUCCGAGUCAAGAAUGUGGUUAAUUACUUGUGAAAGGUGAAUUUGCAAAUUCGAGUUCGGUCUAAUAUUUUAUGUACUAUAAUACUGUUACCUAUGCGACCUUACUGAUCUCUUUGGCUCAUCAAUAAAGGUGUCCCACCAACUUCUUUCAUAUUCUGUUUCCUUCUAGUCCUGUUUUCUUCUGCUUUUCUUAUGAUGCUUUCAGUGUUUCAAGCUCAUAGACAGAGUUCAUUCCCUAUAACUAUUUGCUUAAUCUUGGUAUUUGUCUUCUGUGCUAACCAACAUUGUCGCCUCUACAUCCUUCUCAUCAUUGUUUCAGCACUUCUUUCAGAAUACAUCAUUGAUACGACACCGGUCUCUGAAGAAUUCAUGCUUAAUUUGAAUAGACACCAAACUGAGUGGGAAGGCUGGAUCGAAACAGCUCCUAUGUAUACUAUUUAUUUUCACUUAAGAGAUCUUAAGUUUUGUUGGGUAACAAUUUGUCUCCCUAUGAUGAUAGGUGCUGCUGCUGCAACGGAAAUUUAUCUCAAGCUCCAGUGGUGGAGGAGACAUCUAUGAUCUAACAGGAGGAGGGAGGGAACCUAGCUUCUACCCUGCCGAUUUUCAUGCUUUCUUCCUUUAGGUUGACGUUGGUUGUUGAACUUGCUUUAUUGUUAUUUCUCUGGCAAAUUUGGAUGAAUGUACUAUCUGCACUUAAGUAACCUAAUUCGCCUAUCCACCCUCCACUAUCCCGCUCUAGAUCGCUAAAACGCGAUUUUUGGGGAGUUCGUGAAAAAUUCGCGAACUGCUUUUUGAGAGUGCGUUUUCAGAAUUUGGGAGCGCGAUCUCCCGUGGAACACAGAUUGAGACAAGAAUCUGGAGAAAAAGAGUUUUAUAAAUACUCUUCAUCACCCUAGUCUGUAGUAGGGUCAGUCAGGUUAGUUUGUUUGGUUUGUUCGUUUGGAAUUUGGUUUGUAACCUAUACUCUCCUCAAAUUAGUGAAAUUUGUCCCCCUGCCUGUGGAUUAGCUAGUGAACCACGUUAAAUUUGUGUUCGUUCGUGUUGGUUUGGAUUAUCGAUUGCACGCUUCUGUUCUGACAGAGAUCGAGAUCCAGAUUCAAGGCUUUCCUAUACUUUGUUGUGUCGACGAUGGGCCGAGGUUGCAAGAACAAGAAGGCGGACAAGAAGAAGUUGCCGGUCGCGCUGGGGAUGAUGAUGAUCAGGAUUGUUUCCCCAAAAAAAAAAUUGAUGAUCAGA
Molecule: messenger RNA, 4443 nt
Organism: Linum trigynum
Lineage: Eukaryota; Viridiplantae; Streptophyta; Magnoliopsida; Malpighiales; Linaceae
Source: the annotation of a GenBank genome assembly